CACAACAAAAAAUUUGUGGUGAUCGCGCAAAAAGUUUUUGGCGCUACGUAUUUUUCGCGUUCUAUCUACGGCAAGGUGCUCGUUAGCCACGUCGUCGCCUCGUCCAGGAUUCGGCGGCCCGUCGACGGCGCGAAACUGCACAAUUACGCAAGAGUUAUAGGGCAAUUCCAGCGUUCACAAUGGCAGGAGAGCAGCAACAGUUUUUUCUCAAAUGGAAUGACUUCCAAUCGAACAUGGUGUCUUCAUUUAAACACCUGCGAGAUGAGAAAAGCUUCACGGAUGUGACAUUGGCUUGCGAUGGUCAGACUUGUAAAGCGCAUAAAAUGGUCUUGUCUGCUUGUAGUCCUUACUUCAAAUCCUUAUUAGAGGAAAAUCCGUCCAAACACCCAAUUAUAAUUCUAAAGGACGUUGCGUACAGUCAUCUACAAGCCAUCCUAGAAUUCAUGUAUGCAGGUGAAGUAAAUGUCUCGCAAGAUCAGCUACCAGCAUUUCUCAAAACAGCAGACCGGCUUAAAGUUAAAGGACUAGCUGAAGCUCCCGGUGCCAUUAAGAGAGAAGGUUAAAAAUACACACGUAAAAUACGGUAUUUGAAAAGUGUAUGGACUGAAAAAACAGUGUAAUAAUGUAAAGUGAUUGAGUAAAACACGUACUACACAACAUAAACACACAACACAACAUACGUUAUAAAUAUAUAGAGACAUAUGUAAAAAAAAGUUUAAACACUGCGUGUGCACAACUCGGUGUCCUACGGUUCAUGACUUAGAUCAACACGCGGUGAUGAUGUAAAAUAAUGCCUUUUUCUUAUUCUCAGUUAAUGUUAACUGGUUGUAUUGAUAGUAUGUACACAUACAUGCAAGUAGAGAAAAAAUGUUGAUGUUUGUCUUGAACCCGUUACGCCAUAUUGGCAAUAAUAACAACACAUUGAUUAUUUUUUUAAAAUGAAUCAUUGCGAAUUAAUCGCGAUAGUUUACAAUACAUACUGACCGGGGCAAUCUUGGUGGAUCAAGUAGAAAAUGUUAAGAACACCUGUUACAAUGCCUGUUUUUUCAAGCCGAUCUACCUGACUCGUAACACUCCCUUAUUGAUUCUAUUUGGUAGAUCUAUUCACGAAGUAGCGUUAUCUUAUAUUAUCCUAAUUAUUUCUGUCGUUUGUUUUUGUCGCGCGUUAGCUGUUAUACUUAAUUUAUCUGCGACAUGUUGAAAAUUAUAAAAAUAAGUCCAAUUUUUUAAGUAGAAAUCUCUCUACUAUGUUUUUAUUAUUCAUUUUUGCAAAUUAUCAUGGGGAUGGUUAUGGAGAUCGAUCUCACAGGGCAUUAACAAUCUUAUAUCGUACUAAAUUGUGUAUGAAUACUAAUUAAAUAAUGACAAAUGAAAGUAUUUAUUGGCAUCCAAUAGGGAAAUUUUGCUUCUAUCGUGGAUAGAUUUGCGAAACCCCCGGCAAAUCAUUUAAAGAAUGUCAAAUCAGGUUUACUGGAAGUAGUAACGUGCGCGUUUAAAUCAUUCUUAUUUGUCAGUUUUAAGAUACUGUUCUUUUGCAUUUGUGUGAAAUGUGCAAAAAAAAAGGAGAAAAUAACUACAAAAUAUGAAAGGAAUUGUAAUACCAUAAUUAAUCUCCGUACAAGUUACCUCUUCUAGUGAUCAUGAUUCUUAACCAAAUACUGCCAGUGUUUGUACCGGCGUAUUCACAAUAUUACCGAUAUAGACCAAAUUUAUUUAUGAUAAUAAUAUAUUAAGGAUUGAAUGUCUUAAAUUGAGGGAAGGUUAUUGUAAUAUAAGCGAAGUAAAUUUUUGUAAAGUCGGAGCGCACAGUUCCUUUUCCCUUUUGAACAACUAGGACGCUCGGAAAAGUCUAGAAAGGCAGUCAGGAAACAUUAUCGAGUUAAGGAUGUAAACAUUUAUUUGUUAUAGAAGAUGUCAUGUUUCU
This is a messenger RNA of Cyphomyrmex costatus, 1924 nucleotides long. It is a transcript of the gene lolal, whose product is annotated as longitudinals lacking protein-like. The record is from RefSeq and is a predicted model, not a curated record. The transcript is spliced from 4 exons. Gene Ontology annotation, cellular component: nucleus. The coding region runs from base 180 to 563 and encodes 127 amino acids. Gene Ontology annotation, molecular function: protein binding. NCBI's taxonomy places the organism in Eukaryota, Metazoa, Arthropoda, Insecta, Hymenoptera, Formicidae. Gene Ontology annotation, biological process: regulation of transcription by RNA polymerase II.